AUGGGCUGGGGACACGAAUGCCGGCCGCACCCUGCUGGAAAGGAGGUGGGUUUUACAAAUUGGCGUCAGCCCCUGCCCCGAGAUGUUUUGCACAACUGCCACUCCGCGGGGUUGGGCGACUUGCACCGCCGACCGUCGAGCUCUUGGGGCCUGUCCCCUGCGUGCGUGCGUGCGUGUGACCGGCACUUGCUCCUUGGCGCCGGUGCUUCAAGGACCGUAAAUUGGGCUGUGGGAAUGAUGCGACGGGUUUCUGUCUUUUUGCUCGGCCGUGUGCUAACACCGGAGGUACAGACUGCGCUUCAUCUGCUGUGCCCGGAACUCGCGUUGCACACGAUUCACGGUGUGUGA
Molecule: messenger RNA, 348 nt
Organism: Trypanosoma rangeli
Lineage: Eukaryota; Euglenozoa; Kinetoplastea; Trypanosomatida; Trypanosomatidae
Exons: 1
Coding region: 1-348 (115 amino acids)
Source: RefSeq, a predicted model, not a curated record